Messenger RNA from Scatophagus argus, 3254 nucleotides. Its product is annotated as spindlin-Z-like. The coding region runs from base 687 to 1394 and encodes 235 amino acids. Lineage: Eukaryota; Metazoa; Chordata; Actinopteri; Scatophagidae. The transcript has 5 exons. Gene Ontology annotation, biological process: gamete generation. The record is from RefSeq and is a predicted model, not a curated record.
AUGAAAAAAUGCUGCCCGGUCCCGAAGGCUGCCCGGUUCGCCCGUGCCUAAAACCGCUACUGAUAAUGGCGCAACAUUCGACGCAUUAUAACUUUGUAACACAUCCCUGCAUGCCGUCUGCGCCUUUAAGAUCAAUGGUAGGCAAUUCUUGCGUCAUAGAAGGGUCGAUUGUGUUGUGUACUAUUUUCAUAGUAAUCAUGCGACACUAAGACUGUAAUUAGACCAUCUCCGAUAACGGCCCAGCACAGCAUGCAGCGGUCGCCACAGCCCAACAACUAUUUAACUCGUGGAUUAAUUUCGGUCGUUAAAAAUCCAUAUUAUAGUCAAUAAAACACCAAUUCCCAAUAUCCAUUGCGCGUGUCUUCAUGACAUUCUCAGCGGUCAUUGAAAUCGAAGGCUUGCUGGGAACUAGAGUCUCCUCUUCUCAGCUCCCAUUUUCCACAGGUUUCGCGAGAUUUACAUAGGGUUGGUGUGUGGCAGCAUUUCUCUGUCAGACGAACUGAAAAAUACUGAUAUGAAAUCUGCGUAAAGGUAAUGAAAAUAUGUUCCUAAGAGAGGACUGUAAACACCCAUUUGAUGCUGGUGUUUGUUACUUGCCAUGAAGGACACCGCAGAGCGGAUGUAGCUUGCCGCCUCCACUUACAGCAACAUCUGCAUUGAGCAAUAGCCCUUGAAUUUCUGGAGGCAUGUCCAAGAAAAGGGGCAGAAAGCGAAGUAGCGGGGAGCUGAAUGACACAUUGACCCCGGACCCCAACAGCAUUCUGGGAGUCCGCAUUCAGCACAACUGGCGUGAGAAGGGGAACCAGAGCAAAUGGAAGGGAACGGUACUCGACAGGCUUACUGUGAACCCUUCCCUCUUCAUGGUGAAGUAUGAUGGCUUUGACUGCGUCUAUGGCAUCGAGUUGUUCAAGGACGAGAGAGUGUCGAACCUACAAGUCCUGUCGGAAAAAGUUUUAAACAACAAGAUCAAGAUACCUCCAGGGGAGGAAGAGCUGGUGGGCAAAGCCGUGGAGCAUCUGUUUGAAAAAGAGGAUGGAGAGAAGAAUGAAUGGAGAGGCAUGGUUCUUUCCAGAGCCCCAAUCAUGACCAACUGGUAUUAUAUCACUUAUGAAAAGGACCCCGUUCUCUAUAUGUACCAGCUGUGGGAUGAUUAUGCUGAUGGAGACCUCAGGAUUCUGCCUGAAGCAGAAAACAAGCACCUGUUGCCCGCAGACAGGAAGCCAGGAGAGGAGACGGAGAGUCUGGUGGGGAAACAAGUGGAGUACGUUACUGACAAGGGUGUGAAGAGAACAGGCCUGGUCAUCUACCAGGUCCCAGCCAAGCCCUCUGUCUACUACAUCAAAUAUGAUGAUGACUUUCAUAUCCAUGUCUAUGACCUGGUCAAAACCACCUAGAGAUAGUGGACACUUUAUCCCACUCUCCAGCCUCCGUCCAUCCGCUUCUGUUCCACUUGUUCUGAUCUUGUAAUUCAAAGCCAUGGCAGGGUUGAAUAGUUAAUAUGCUUUAUUGUUUGGAAGAAAGUGCAAUCUGUUUUUCAUAAGCACAGCAGAACUGUAGCACUGCUAUGCUUGGCUAUUUUGAGUGGAGGGAGUUGACUUGUUUUAUUGUUGCUGCUCUACUUUAUACUUUAAGUUUUGGACAGUCCAAGAUUGCACUGCCCAACAUCUGCAAAGAGCAGUUGCUACUGCAUUUGCAUUGUUGCCCCUGAGAUACUCACUGAUCUGUCCUUAAAGUAAUUAUCUUAAUUAAAUUCCAGUAUUUACUUAAAAAGCUGCUCAAAAUUUCCUUUUGAAGCCAUUUCUAUUGGGUCAUACUGAAUAGCUAGUAAGCAUGAUAUACUCAUUAUGUUUGGUAUAGAUGUCUUCCACUGAGGCAUUUACUGAAUUAGAGAAAUACAUGUGCUGUAUUUAUCUGCCCAUAUUAUCAAAUAAUUUAGUGUUAGCACUGGAAGGGAUGAAUGCAAGCAGCAUUGUCAAAUCACCUGAAUGGAGCCCUUAUAUUUUCAAAAGCCUUUUAAAAAAGAAGUAUGCUCAUGUGGCAAUAUACUCCAGCACCUUUGCUCCAUGUAUCAUCAGAUCCUCUUUAGUGGUGAUGAAGAUGCAGUUUAAAUUCUCAUUUCAAUUUGAUCCCACACAAAUCAUCAAGUGCCUUCCGGCUUAUCAUUCCGCAAUAUUGUACAUACUCUAUUGCCAACUAUCUAAGCUCUGAAUGAAUCCUGGUGUAUUAAGGCUGCUAUUUGGUUUUCAUUCAAAAGUGGUGACACUGACAGCUUGAGGAAAGUUUUGCAACCAUCAGGUUAAAUGAGUCCUGUGUUUUUGCUCUUAAUGCGGUAUGAAAGUGUUAUUUAAAUAGAACAUAAAUCCUUGGUUGUACAAUCUCACUUUUAAAAUUGUGGGGAGCACUUUAUUGUAUAAAGUUUACAUGUUUAGGUUAUGGUGUGCAAAAUAGUUUCCCCACAUUGCUUUUUUCUUAAGAGCAAAUGUGGCAGAAUAAAAGCUUUCUAACUCAUGCAUGAAUAAAAAAAAAAUAAAGAAAGAAAAAACACUUGUUGCAAUACAGAUGAGUGUAAAAUGCCUUGUAAUGUUGCCUGUCGUGAUUGCUCUCAUUUAUACAAAUAUAUCAUCCAAGCUCUGCCGGCUUUUAGUGUAUGGGUUCAUAAUAUACAGUAUACAUAAAUUAUAAACUGAAUAUGUAACAGGUAUAACCAACUGACAAACCAGUUUGUUGCCGAAUUAACUCUGAUUCUAGUCUUUAUAACUUUUGUCUUCACAUGUAUGCUUGCAGUAUGGUGUUGGUAUUUCAUUCCAACUUGGUCACUAUGUCCUAGUUGCUGAAUUGGUCAUGGCCUUCUUCAAGUCAUUCAGUGUAUCCCUCGGUAAACUAGCAAAUCAGUAAAUAUACUAUAACUGUUUAUUUUUAACUGGCAAAACUCUGCAUGUGUCAUCUGCACAGUGAGAGUGUCUGGAUAUUGACAGUAGAAGUGACAAUGUAUGGCAGAAUCAGUACCAUCUGUUUAACCCUUAUUUAAAAAAAAUAAAUAAAUAAAAAAGAAGAAAAAGAAGCUAACGCUAUACAUCACCGCUAAUGGUGUUGUGGAGUGUUUUUAUGUUGUGUACAGUGGGGUUACAAAUGACUGAAAUGACUCUGUGCUCUUCUUCACGCUUUUGAUCACUUCCUCCUGUUCUGAAGUUGUAGCAGCAGCAGCCCAUUGUUGUCAUUAUUUUGUCAUGAAGAAUAAAGAUUUUUGCACAUUU